CUUUCAACUGAUAUCAGUAAUCUUAAUUCUCUUGCUUCCCUUAAUGCGGGUUUUAAUUCUUUGGAAGGCAACAUACCCAACACGUUGAACAGGCUUUGCAAUUUGAUUGAGCUAUACUUGGGUUACAACAAGUUCAGCGUUUGAUGCAACCAUAUUGGAUAUCUCCAACAACUUGCUCCACGGCCAGAUUCCCCAGAAUAUCAGUGAUAUGAUGCCAAGUCUGCGCCUCGUAUCCCUCUCCAACAACUACUUGAAUGGUACCGUUCCAGCUACUUUAUGCAGGAUUGAAUCUUUACAAAUUCUUGAUCUUUCGAAUAAUCAUCUAUCAGGAAGAAUACCUUCAUGUUGGGGAAAUUUGCCAAGUUUAACUGUGAUUGAUUUUUCAAGUAAUAUGUUGAGUGGUGAUGUUCCAAUGUCCUUGGGUUCUCAGGAGUCGCUUGUUUCCCUGCAUUUGCAAAACAAUACUCUGCAAGGAAAGAUCCCAAUGUCAUUAAGGAAUCUAGAAUCCUUGGAGACUCUUGAUCUUAGCAUGAAUUCUUUUGAUGGUUUUAUUCCUUCAUGGAUAGGUGAGAGCCUAUCUUCUCUGAAAGUACUGAGUAUUCACUCUAAUAAAUUUGAAGGUGAGAUUCCUCUGCAGCUUUGCUACCUUGCUUCUCUUCGCAUAUUGAACUUGGCAAAUAACGUGAUGACUGGAACCAUACCUAAUUGUUUUGGCAAUUUUACUGCAAUUGCUAUGCACGAGCAGAAAGGGCAUUGGGACUAUUACACUAAUGCUCUACCCUAUGUGGGCUUUGUAAGAGCUAGCUAUGGUGAGAAUGUGCAGGUUUAUGUCAAAGGAAUGGAGCUUGAAUAUAGUAGAACACUUCGAUUUCUCUAUUCCAUUGACCUUUCAGGAAAUAACUUUGUUGGAGAAAUUCCCCAGGAGUUAAUGAAUCUUUCAGGUCUACAGAACCUGAAUCUAUCUACAAACAAAUUGGAUGGACAUAUCCCUUGGAACAUUGGCAAGUUAAGCUCACUAGAAUCACUUGACUUGUCUGAAAAUGAACUUUCUGGCUCUAUUCCAUCCAGUAUUUCUGAUUUGAACUUUUUAAGUCACUUGAAUUUGUCAUUCAAUCACUUAUCUGGAAGAAUUCCAAAGGGAAACCAACUUCAGACUUUGGAUGACAAAUCCAUCUACAUCGGCAACGAUGGACUUUGUGGACCUCCAUUGAAUAACUGUUCAGAUGAUGCAGAUGAACUGCCUAAAGGUCAUGAAAAAGGUGGCACUACGAGGAAAGAUGACUCUGAAAUGGUUUGGUUCUACGGUGGUAUGGGAAUGGGAUUUGCGGCUGGAUUUGUUGGAGUUUGUAGCAUCUUGUACUUCAACGACUCAUGGAGAUGUGCUUGGUUUGGGUUAGUUGACAGAGUUUGCAACAAACUUUGGGUAACAAUUGCAAUUAAGGCAAAUCAAGUGAAGAGAAAGUUUCUCAGAAACAAAUUAGAAGGAAAUGCAUGAGAAGGUUAAUUCUUUCUAUUUAAUCACUCAUAAUUCAUGGAUGCGUUAUGACUGUUG
Manihot esculenta (cassava) is the source of this 1552-nucleotide messenger RNA. Its product is annotated as receptor-like protein EIX2. The transcript has 2 exons. NCBI's taxonomy places the organism in Eukaryota, Viridiplantae, Streptophyta, Magnoliopsida, Malpighiales, Euphorbiaceae. The record is from RefSeq and is a predicted model, not a curated record. The coding region runs from base 209 to 1495 and encodes 428 amino acids. Gene Ontology annotation, molecular function: protein binding.